AUGGCACACGACGAGACUAUGACGAUACAAACUUGUGAGACCUUUGAUCCGGCAGAAAAAGCCCGACAGCUUGAGACGAUGAUCGGUUGCGGCAUCUCCGGCAUCGUCCACCUGACGCCGUGCGGCACGAUGGUGAAAAAAUCGAAUGCACAGUGGCGACAUUCGCCCGCGAUGCGGUGCAAACAACUACGCAAUGAAAUUGCAAUCUACAAGAAGCUGCCGCAAAACCACCCGCGUCUAGUACGCUUUUGUGACUCGUUUGACGACGGGGCCAUGGACGUGUGGAUGACGCUCGAAUAUAUGCCUAACGGAACACUUGAGGAGUAUCUACGCGGCUAUAAGAAAUUUGGUGGCGAUGAUAAGUUUAAGUUAAAAGGUGAAACGUAUCCCGAUUUCGAGGCCCGUAUACGUCGCCGUCACGAUUCCCUUACCUUGCGCCAACGCGCCCGGUGGUGCCUCGAGGCCGCCGACGGUAUUGUCCUACUACACGCCUAUAAAGUCAUCCACGCCGACAUCAAACCCGAGAACAUGGGCGUCGAUGCUAACCUCGGUGUCCGCAUCUUUGACCUGGGCAGCUCGUCCUUGGGCGACCAGCCCGCGCUCGGUCUCGAGAGCACGCGCUACUUUAUGCCGCGCGAGUCGUGGGACGUCUACAGCGUGACGACCGACUGCUUCGCGGUAGGGUCCAGCAUCUACCACAUCGUCACAGGCUACCGGCCGUACGACGCCAUGCCCGACGACGAGGUGGCGGCCCGCUUCGAGCGGCACGAGUUUCCCGACCUCUCGGGGCAGACGACCGAAUACGAGGCAAAGUACGCCAAGGACGGCGACACCGUCGGCGUGAGCCCCGUGACGGGCCAGCUUCUCUUUGCGGACACGAUUCGCAAAUGCUGGUUCGGCGAAUUUGCCACGGCGGCGGAUGUGCUGGAGGCGCUGAAGGAGGAAGUCGUCGCGACGUUCAGCGGCGACGACUUGGCUUUCAUCGAGGAUGCCAGCGGUUUGAAGGUGCGGGUUGACGGUGCCAGGCAGGAAAUUUGA
Molecule: messenger RNA, 1038 nt
Organism: Sporothrix brasiliensis 5110
Lineage: Eukaryota; Fungi; Ascomycota; Sordariomycetes; Ophiostomatales; Ophiostomataceae
Exons: 2
Coding region: 1-1038 (345 amino acids)
Biological process (GO): protein phosphorylation
Cellular component (GO): cytoplasm
Molecular function (GO): ATP binding; protein serine/threonine kinase activity
Source: RefSeq, a predicted model, not a curated record